GGGGGGGGGGGGGGGAUUGGAUUGCUUGUUGAAUGUUCAACAACAGGCAAGGGGCAACAGUUAUAUUCCUAUUUGUGAUUUGCUAUUAAAGUUUCUCUUCUCUUCUCUGCUCCCCAUUACAACAAACCACCAAAGUGUCAUCAUUUAAGCCUCAUCUUUCUCUCCACCUUUUGAUGUUUUAGGUUGUGCCGUUGAGGUAGAUGGGCCCUGAACUCCACUGAUACAUUUUAAUGGGACUCUUUCUUCUCUUUCAGUGCUCUCUUUGCCCCCAUUUUUUGUCCUGUCUCGCAUCUUAUGUUUUCUUUUCCUUUCCCUUUCCUCUUUUGAGUUCUUAAUACCAAAAAGAUAAGAUUCUGGGGUUUCUGUUUUCUCCAUUUUGAGUCCAUGGCAAGUCGUUUUAUGGGGUUUCUGUAUUUGGGUUUUUGAUUUCACGCAUGGGUUUUGGAGAUUACCUGUUUAAAAUGUUGGAUUUGGAUGGUAUUCAAAAAUUUUGACUGAUUCUGGUUUUUGAGCCCGACCUCCCCCUUCAUAUUGCAAAUUCCCCUUUUUUUUUUCUUUUGAUAGAUUGCUGAGGUGUUUGAUCGUUAAGCUUUAGGUGUGUUUAUAUUUAAGAUUUUCAUUCAAGCUGUGGAUUUUGGAAAGAUUAAAAGUUAGCCCCUUUUGAUUUUGGUUCAUAAGAAACGAUUCCUUAAUCUGUAUAGAUCUCUGAGAUGGUUGUUUUGAAAAUGGAAAAUCUUUGAAGGGAAAUGAUGACGAUAGUGAAACUUGUUUAUUUGUAGUUGAUGUUUUGUUGGGUGGAAGAAUGAUGAUUGAGAGAUAGGACUUGAUUCUGGAGGUUGGGUUGUGGGUGAAUUUGGUGUUGGCUAGUUGUUGUUGAACCAGGAAAGCAUGGAUAGAAUGAUUCAACCUCCAUUGGUUGAUACAACAGCUUGUUUAUGUAGAGUGGAUGCUGGACUCAAAACUGUUGCUGGAGCCAAAAGAUAUGUACCUGGUACAAAGUUGUGUCUCCAACCUGAUAUUAAACCAUCCAUUCAUCCGACAAGGAGCAAGGCAACACGUGGUGAUAGGAGCCGUAACCAGUCUCCUCUGCUUCCUGGACUCCCUGAUGAUCUUGCUAUUGCUUGCCUAAUACGUGUCCCACGGGUUGAGCACAGAAAGCUCCGCCUGGUCUGCAAAAGAUGGUAUAGACUUUUGUCUGGUAACUUCUUUUAUUCACUCCGUAAGAGCCUUGGAAUUGCUGAAGAAUGGAUAUACGUAAUUAAGAGAGAUCGGGAUGGAAAAAUUUCUUGGCAUGCCUUUGAUCCUGUAUACCAGCUCUGGCAGCCACUCCCUCCUGUCCCUAAGGAGUAUUCUGAAGCCCUUGGCUUUGGAUGUGCUGUCCUCAGUGGUUGCCACCUUUAUCUAUUCGGUGGUAAGGAUCCAUUAAAAGGAUCAAUGCGACGAGUCAUAUUUUAUAGUGCUAGGACAAACAAAUGGCACCGUGCCCCAGAUAUGCUUCGUCGAAGACAUUUCUUUGGUUCGUGUGUUAUAAACAAUUGCUUGUAUGUUGCUGGUGGAGAGAAUGAAGGGGUACAUCGAUCAUUGAGGUCCGCCGAAGUCUAUGAUCCCAACAAGAAUAGAUGGUCAUAUAUUUCAGAUAUGAGCACGGCAAUGGUGCCCUUCAUUGGGGUUGUAUACGAGGGGAAGUGGUUCUUGAAGGGCCUUGGACCUCACCAACAGGUAAUGAGUGAGGUCUACCAGCCUGAAACCGAUAAUUGGUACCCUGUCUAUAACGGAAUGGUUGCAGGCUGGCGGAACCCAUGUACUUCCUUAAACGGCCAUCUUUAUGCUUUGGAGUGCAAGGAUGGUUGUAAGCUAAGGGUUUAUGAUGAAGUGACUGAUUCUUGGGGAAAGCAUAUCGAUAGUAGGAUUCAUCUGGGCAAUUCUCGAGCUUUAGAAGCAGCAGCUCUUGUUCCACUUAACGGGAAACUCUGCAUCAUUCGGAAUAAUAUGAGUGUAUCUUUGGUCGAUGUUACAAAAUCCGACGAUCUGAGGGGAGCUACAGCUGAACAUUUAUGGGAAACCAUAGCAGGGAAGGGUCAGUUCAAGACCUUGUUUACAAAUCUUUGGUCUAGCCUUGCUGGGCGGAACCGGCUGAAAAGCCACAUUGUUCACUGCCAGGUUCUCCAAGCUUGAUUGUAAAUUUUGUUUUCCAAUAUAGGGUUGGGCUCUGUAGUUGAAGCCUCUUGGUAUCUCUUGGAAUGUGAUGGGGUUGAAGAUCCAGCAGCAUUGUCAAAGUCAAAGGAUCGGAUACACCAUUAAGGUAUGAAGGUGAUAUUAAUGAGGAAUUGUGGUUUUGCUAGAUUUGGUAGGAGUAUAAACAUUUAUAUAAAUACAUCGUUGUUACAUUACAUGUAGAAAGUUGAAAAAGCUUGUUCACUUCUUUCACAAAUUUUUCAACAUAAUCAACAUGUAUUUUAAAUGUACAAGAGAUCCUGAACCCACUAUGGUUUUGUGCCA
Gossypium raimondii (Peruvian cotton) is the source of this 2499-nucleotide messenger RNA. Its product is annotated as F-box/kelch-repeat protein At1g55270. Lineage: Eukaryota; Viridiplantae; Streptophyta; Magnoliopsida; Malvales; Malvaceae. Bases 889 to 2175 code for a protein of 428 amino acids. The transcript has 3 exons. The record is from RefSeq and is a predicted model, not a curated record. Gene Ontology annotation, molecular function: protein binding.